UGCCAUCAUCACAUGCUUCAGCACAGAAGUAGGAUGCUUCUUCUUGUUGUUGUUAUGUAAAAUGUUUCUUAUAGUGUUAAAAGGGACUUUUUGUUGAGCAUUUCUUUGCAGGAAGAGGAGGGUGUCUGUCAGCUCUGCAGUCAGUCAGUCAUGUUGUGCCGCUGCUGCUAGUUGUUGUUCAACACAAACCCAGACUGGUGCGCAAAACUGAAAGCUGCGUGCGCUGUUAAUGCCAAGUGACGGAUAUAAGCGACGUGUGUUGCUCUCGCUCUCUCUCUCGCUCUAUCUCCUCCAGCAGCAGCAGCAGCACGAGCAGCAGCAAGCAGCGAGGUUUCACAGCCGUGCUGCCGUCGGAGGAAGAGUGGAUGGGAUAUAUCACAAACAUCCUGAGCACAAAAACACCCCGGAAAGGAGUGUUAUACCUCUUCUUCUUCUUCUUCUUCUUCUUCUUGCGAGAGUUGCUCCGUCUCGUCGAGUGGAGUAGUGGCGAAACAUCGGCGACAUUUAUUUCCUCUAUAUAGUUGCAUCGGUUAACCAGUCGGACGAGGCUUGGCUUACCUUACCUAGCCAUUUGGAAAACAAGGUGACUGGCUGGCUGACUGGCUCCUCGUACCAUUGAAAGAAUUAGACGAGAGACAGAGAGAGAGCUACGGAACGGCCCCGUGGAGAAGCAUGUGAUGACUCACGCCAGGCAGAAGGGUUCGCUCAGGCAGAGCGACGGUAACGCCGAGUGGUGGGACAGCUGCCCUCCUUGGCCACAUGGUGGCGCGAUGGGCGACGCCUGGCCCGAACGCUCACUUCGAUUCGGGAGGACCAAGAAGAUAAGUGAGAUCAUCAAACAACGGAAAGUCAUGGCCAAGAGGGUGAACGACAAAAGAGGGAGGACGGAAAAAUCAGAUCAGAACAGAAAGCUCGACCGGAGGCGCGACAAGAAACGGGACAGGAAGUUGUACCCGUUGCGCGGGAGGGCUGUCGGUUCAGACAGCGAGGGGCUCAGCUGUCGCGUCCUGCUCACCCGAUUGGAGGAAAGCAUCCGUGAACAGGACGCACGCCGACAUUUAUCCCUCAAACCCAAAAAAGGGAAGAGCGGUGAAAGAAAAGAGGCAAAGUCAUUACCAAAAACCAAAUCAAAGUCAAGCAGCCCGAGUCGUGGCGAGUGUAUUCAUGUCCCGCAACCUCGCAAGCGCAGACUGGCCUCUCUCAAUGCCGAGGCAGUGAACAGUCUACUGCUUGAAAGACCUUCUGAUCCUCAGGCGGCAGCUAAACAGGCCCGGAGGCAGGAAGAGCCCACAAAUGGAGGGAUAUCCCUGGAUGCAAAUCCAACCAGGAGUGGCGUCCCUGGAGGCCUGAAGGCUAGGCGAGGAAACAUCAGUAAAGCCUCCACGUCUCGCAAACUUGAACUGUGCCAAAGCUCUAAGCGGGUCAAGAAGGCCAAAGCCAAGCGAGCAGAGAGCGGGGGGAUGAGUCAGGAGAGCCUGGACGCCCCCGCCCCUAGACGACUGGCUGGACUCAACGCCGCAGCCCUGCUGAAGUUAACCAGCUCCUCUGCUACCAGUAAACAGAGAGUAAAGGCUGCACCCACUGCUACUAUCACGUCGGACUGCAAGGCUCCCGCUGCGGUUUCAACCCCAAAACAGCUCUCCAGGGUCAAACACAAGGGGCGCUCACAAAAGCAGAAGGGGAAAAAGGUCCCUCCGAUGCACAGCGGGUGCACAGCCUGCAAGGAGAAGGCGGACUUUGAGCCCAAAGUGGAGUGGGAGACCGGCAGCUGCACACAUCGACUCACCAAACCGGGCUACCAGUCGCGCAGCAUGCUAGCGUACCCGCUAAAGCAAGUGAAGGAGGAGCAGCUGGAGACCGAACUGAGCCCAUACUACUGCUGCCCCCCAGAGGGCUCCGUGGAGUACUGCCACCGCCUGGCCUUCUUCCUGGGCCAGCAGCCCUACGCAGAAUCUGACGAUCAGCCGCUCAACUCAGCCAUGCCCCCUGUGAAGCGCGAGUGCCUCGUAACCUCACCGUCUCUGACGCAUUCCCACCCGCACACGGCCCUGACCCUCAGCCCACACCCCUGCCUCUGCACCGCCGACCACUGCUUCUCCAGCUACUACGUCCACAUCGCCCACCCGACACACACUGGAACGACGUCGGCGAACCUGGCCUCGCGACCUCUGAACUUUGCCCCCUCCGGUCUGUGCCCUAAUCGGAUGAGCGGCUCCAAGCUGCUGGGUCCGCGGGUGUCCCACGGCUCGGGGCUGGCCCACCCAGCCUACUGCAACUCGGUGGCUUCGCCCUGUUACGGCGACGCCUGCGGGAUCGGCGGCUACACCUACAGAGCCAUGCCUCCUGUCGCCAGCAGGGGUUGUUCUUUCAGCACAGGAUGCACUGGAUGCACACACAGCAUCAAAACAGAGGGUUACUCCUCCCCUCAGGGUGACCACAGCCCCUCCCUCCUGGUUCCCCCCUCCCUGCCCAUCUCCAGCUGCCCUCUAUCCAGUGUGCCCACUUCCACCCAGACUCAACCCCACCUGCUGACCCCCCUGUCGGGGCGCGACCAGCCCCAGGCCAGGUUAAAGCUGGCCACGGAGUGCCCGCAGAGCAUUGAGCCCUCCAACGGCUCCCUGUCCAUGGGCCGCACGCGGCUGCCCCAGAAACAGCCGUCGCCCUUGCCAAGCCUCAGCAGCACCAAACAAAAGAGAGUCAGCCGCAGACGCGCCACCAACGGCUGGCGGCCUGUUGGAAUGCCCACGGAGAGGGAUGUCUUUAUCGCGGGAGAGGAUGAGACGGCCCUGCGGCAGUGUUAUGAAGGAGUGGAGAGGGACGGGGAAGUGAUACAUGUCAGAGACACUGUGCUGCUACGAUCGGGCCCCAGGAAGAAAUCCCUCCCAUAUGUCGCCAAGAUAUCAUCGCUGUGGGAGGACCCCAAAACAGGAGAGCUGAUGAUGAGUCUUUUCUGGUAUUACCGACCUGAGCACACACAGGGAGGCCGAGAUCCCAGCACACACUGUGAGAAUGAGAUUUUCGCCUCUCGGCAUCAGGAUGAAAAUAGUGUGGCCUGCAUAGAAGACAGAUGCUACGUUCUCCCACUAGCCCAGUACUGUAGAUUUUGUGCCUUGGUGAAGCGGCGUGCCGAAGGCUCCCCACCCGGCAACGCCAGCAUGGUGCCCUGCCGCCCCGACUUCGCCCCCCCUUCCCACCGCUGUGUGCCCACAGACGUCGACCCCGAGCUGGUGUACCUCUGCCGGCACGUCUACGACUUCCGCUUCGGACGCAUCCUGAAGAACCUGCAGUAGAGGGUACACCCAUGAAUUAAUCAUAACAUGGCUCCCCCCUCCUGGCGGGGGGUGGGGAGGUUGCUGAAGGACUGAACACCCCCGUCUUUUCCUGCUGGGGACGUCACGAUCAGAGGGAAGGGGGGUGAUGGGGCGGGGUUGGUUUUGGAGAUGGACAGAUGAAGCAAAAAGUGUUUGACACGUUAUGAAGCACAGAUCCCUUUAGUUGACUACAGAGGGAUGUGAUAGAUGAAUCCAUCUCUGCAAGAGCACCAAUAUUUCCUGGUUUAGACAAGCGAGGAAUUCAUUCAUCAGCUUGGAUUUUUCAGCUUCCACAAUGCUCUACAUGGAGGCUUGUGUGCGUCCCCUCACCCCCCUCGCCUGCCAAGAAUGCUGAACACCAGGCUGAACUGGGCUACUGUCAGGACGGCGUUUCCCCCAAAGCAUCUUAGCACAACAAUCAUGUUUGUUCCAUUUGUAAGCCAAUGGCUCAGGAAUGGUCCGUCGCUAAGGUGCUUCCGGGGGAACACAAGCCUGCGUUGUCAGCUCGAUGUUAACGGUGUUCAACCAGCCGGGGCGAAGGAGCAGCUAAUGGAGAGUGUCGUCUUGUUUCUCCUGAUUUGAGUUUGUCUCCGUUUGUGUGUGUGUGUGUGUGUGUGUGUGUGUGUGAAAGAGAGAGUGGAAGAGCGAGUGUUGUCAGUGUGGAUAAAUGGAUAAAUGUGGGUAUGUGUGAUGGUUUUUUAGGAGGCUUUCAGGCAAUCAAACCAAACAAGCAGCUUUAGAGGAAGCGGAGCUCUCUCUCUCUCUCUCCCCGUCCUCUCUCCUGUGUGCCACAGCGCACCGACACUGACAGAAACAUUUUCAUCUCGAGCGAUGCUCUGCGCAAACUAAAAUACUGUACCUGAAGGGGGUUUGUGAGAUAGAUUUUUUUCUUACCAUACUCGUCUCUAGAGCAGCAGGGCUUCUAUCACUUUACCACUAAAAAUGGCUCUAAACUGAUUUUAUUAGCGAAAACACACAUUUUCAAACCAACUCUCAUCUCAGCCUGGCUCUGGAGAGGCUCUUCUUAAACGGUCCAAUAGAGAGAGCCCUUACUGAGGAGUUGAGUCACUCCUGAGCCCUGUGAAGGCUUAUCAAGACGUCGCUUUUUUGAUUGUUUUUCCUCAUAUUUCUUCACCUUAGCUGUUCCCUGUGACUUGCCUUAUGACUUGCAGGUAGAGCUUUAGGCAGCUAGUCUCACCACGUACAACUAGGAAGUGGUAGAACAGGUGUACUGUAAUCCCAAGAAUAAGAUUGACUGACUGACUCAAAGCUAUGACAUGAUCACUGGACAAAAUGCACCAGUUUAGAGCUGCAACCAAGGAUUAUUUUAAUCAUCGUUUUGUCAAUUAAGUGUCACAAAAUAAUGAAAUGACGCUGUAUAUUUUCCUCACAGCCCGAUGUGACUUCUUCAGUUAUCUUGUUUUGUUCAACCAACACCCAAUGAUAUUCAGUUCAGGGCUGCAACUAUAACGAUUAUUUUCAUUUAGAAUCUGUUGAUUAUAUUCUCGAUAAAUCAAUUAGUUGUUUGGUCUAUGAAAUGUAAGAAAAUGGUGAAAAAUGUCAAUCUGUGUUUCCCAAAGCCCAAGAUGACGUCCUCAAAUGUCUU
Messenger RNA from Sebastes umbrosus (honeycomb rockfish), 4917 nucleotides. Its product is annotated as bromo adjacent homology domain-containing 1 protein-like. Lineage: Eukaryota; Metazoa; Chordata; Actinopteri; Perciformes; Sebastidae. Bases 678 to 3290 code for a protein of 870 amino acids. The transcript has 7 exons. Gene Ontology annotation, molecular function: chromatin binding. The record is from RefSeq and is a predicted model, not a curated record.